AUGGCCUCGGAAACGGAUCCAGACGAGCACGAAGUCCGGGAACACGACCCAAUGCCAAAGGGGUACAAAUUCGUCCCGAAAGGCAACGUCUACAUCACCAAGCACUGCCGCAAAAAGACGCACGAGGCGGAUAAGACGCUAUACGUUGUAGUUGACGGGAAGAACAAGCCAAUCGGCCUGCGAUGUCCCGCGUAUAUCUACAACGCAGUCAUGUCCGAGAAUAGGGCAACGGCCGCGCAGCGAGCUGAGGCCGUCCAGAAGCGAGACGCGGCCAUCUUGGAGAGCUUUGAAGAGGCAAUACUGAAGCUCUUCCCUCGGAUACCCAAGGCCGAGCUGCCGCAGAUCCUGAAGCACUCGCUCAAGAAGCACAGCCGUCGGGUGGGCAGGGCCAACGCGGUGGCCCUGCAGGACAGGGUGAAGCUUGCGGUACGCGCCCAUAUCCGCCACAUGCACACCGACUACGACAUGCUGCUCAAGCAGGGCACGAGUCGGUCGGUCGCGAGGGAGAAGGUCUGGGACAGGCUCAACGAGGUUGCCAGGGCGUGGGGCGGACGACCACUCAAGCAAGCAGCAACGCUGGCCCCAGUCAAGGAGGGGCGGACCAAGAAGAACAAGUCAUGCCAACUUCCACAAGAAAGCCCAACACAAGAGGGACAGCGAAACGGGCAAUAA
Thermothielavioides terrestris NRRL 8126 is the source of this 672-nucleotide messenger RNA. RefSeq lists its product as uncharacterized. Bases 1 to 672 code for a protein of 223 amino acids. NCBI's taxonomy places the organism in Eukaryota, Fungi, Ascomycota, Sordariomycetes, Sordariales, Chaetomiaceae. The record is from RefSeq and is a predicted model, not a curated record. The transcript has a single exon.